AGUCCAUCACCAGAUCCAUCAUCAUUAUACCCAUCAUGAUGAGUAUCCGGCCCACAGGAGAAAUCUUCACUUCCAAACCAUCACCUUUCGCCUGUUGCUCCCCCUACUUCUUUCCUCCACACCACCCUUCUCUUCUUUUCACCACCUCCUCUUGCGUGCUCCUCCAGAACUCCAAUCCUCCCCUCCCAAGUUUCCUCUUAUUCCCCUCGCUCCCUCUCCCUCUAUAUCUCUUUCUUCUUCUAAAGAAGUUACUCUGAUUCUCCCCUGUCAAAUAAUCAACAAAUAAGAGAAACUCUCCCCUUUUCAGGUGCUCGUAGGCUUCUUUCUUUCCAGGAAGACAAACUCCACAAGAGUCUGCAAACAAAGGAGUAGGUGAGAGGAACCAGGAAGCGGAAGAGAAGAGUUUGGAGAGAUGGGUGUGAGGGCCAUCCAGGGUCUCAUCUUCCUUCUGGGCCUUCUCUCCUGCUCUGGAACGCUUGCUAAAGAAUCAGAGGACGGCCUAUCUUCAUCUCCAGCAUCGCUCCGUCAGACAAUUAAAACAGAAGGUGCACCCCUGUUGCAGAAACCUGUAGUUCCCAAGAUCGAAAAGAAAUCCAGAAAACUGCUGCUUGCGGACACCAAGUUAGAAUCCUCGGCCACGAUGCCUCAGAUGGAUGUCGUAACUCCAAUAACAACAGUUCCGGUGAUCAAUCCAUCAAACCCGAGCACGACAACUCCUACAUAUAAUCCUGUCCCGACAGCACCUGGUUCGACUACUCCGACGACGACACCUGUUACAAAUCCAUACUCAACUCCGACGACGACACCUGUGACAAAUCCAUACUCAACUCCGACGACGACACCUGUUACAAAUCCGUACUCAACUCCGACGACAUCGUCGCCAUCGUCGUCGGGUCAGAGCUGGUGCAUUGCAAGCCAAACUGCUUCAGAGACUGCAUUGCAGGUUGCUUUGGACUAUGCUUGUGGUUACGGAGGGGCAGAUUGUUCGCAGAUUCAGUCAGGUGGAAGCUGUUACAAUCCUAAUACCGUUCGUGAUCACGCAUCCUAUGCUUUCAAUGACUACUACCAGAAGAACCCGACCUCGACUAGCUGCGAUUUUGGAGGGACUGCUAUCAUCACCAACACUGAUCCCAGUACUUCAACAUGUCACUAUGCAUCAACAAGCACAAGUUCAUCUGUCCUCAACACAACCACCCCAACUGGAUCGGAUGUCUAUGGAUCUGUUCCUCCAUCUCCCAGUGGCACUACCUCCAUGUCGACGGGCACGACACUUCUCUUCACCCUGACAUGCCUAAUAAUAUUACCAAUCACUUUAAAUGUAUAUAAAUAGACAUCGCAGCCACUUCUCCCAUGAGUUCCUAUGAAAGGAGGUAGGAGCACGCAGGCUGACGAAGAGAACAAAGGGAUCCCUGUAGGCAUCUCAUUUUCGCUGUUGAGCCAUUGGUGCUGAUCAGGACAUGUUUCUAAACAGAGCCAUCAGCCAAACAGAACUACCUCCUACAGGUUCCGUAGCAGAAAAGUUAUAGGAUCUCUACCGUAGUAAUACUCCAGGAAGAAUAAGACUUUUCCCCUUUUUCCAUAGAUCUCCAGUUUAUGUACGUUAUUGUUUUAUUUGUAACUAAUAAGUUCUGGCAGUAAAAGGAUUCCAUUUAGCGUAA
Phoenix dactylifera (date palm) is the source of this 1658-nucleotide messenger RNA. NCBI's taxonomy places the organism in Eukaryota, Viridiplantae, Streptophyta, Magnoliopsida, Arecales, Arecaceae. The record is from RefSeq and is a predicted model, not a curated record.